This is a messenger RNA of Drosophila erecta, 815 nucleotides long. RefSeq names its product mitochondrial inner membrane protease subunit 1. Bases 172 to 675 code for a protein of 167 amino acids. The record is from RefSeq and is a predicted model, not a curated record. Gene Ontology annotation, cellular component: mitochondrial inner membrane peptidase complex; membrane. The transcript is spliced from 2 exons. Lineage: Eukaryota; Metazoa; Arthropoda; Insecta; Diptera; Drosophilidae. Gene Ontology annotation, molecular function: serine-type endopeptidase activity.
GCGGCAUCCCUGGCUGGCCGCUCAGCUGCGCCGCCUGUGCAGCCCUGAUUUUUACACAACAUAAACAUUUGAUUCUGGAGGCACACUUUCCGGGAGAAUAACAGGUCGUUGGAUACGGGAGAUGAUCGGAUAACGGGCGCAUUUGGAGCAGCCAACGUCGGAAUCGCCGCCAUGAAGAUCCUUUCCCGUCUGGGCCGCCUGAUGCGGUACACGGUGGCCUAUGCGGCCAUCACACACUGCACGUUCGAGUACAUCGGCGAUUUCGUCCUGUGUAAAGGACCCUCCAUGGAACCCACUCUCCACUCGGACAACGUCCUGAUCACCGAGCGCUUGUCAAAGCACUGGCGAAGUUACCAGCCCGGCGACAUAGUCAUCGCCAUAUCGCCCAUAAAUGCCGACCAGUUCAUCUGUAAGCGUAUCGUGGCCGUUUCCGGUGCUCAGGUGCUCACCCAGAAGCCCAUUCCCUUGGAGGCGGAGUAUAGCGGUAGUUCGGAUAACAAGAAGAAGCCCGUGAUGGUCAAGGAGUAUGUGCCGCGCGGAUACGUUUGGAUCGAGGGCGACAACAAGGGCAACAGCUCGGACUCCCGCUACUACGGACCUAUUCCCGUGGGCCUCAUCCGGAGCCGCGUGCUCUGUCGCAUCUGGCCGAUAUCCGAGGCCAUGACGAGUCUUUGAUUGAUUUGAUCCAGUUGAAUGGCCUAUGUUUUGUUUGGAAAUUCUAGUAGAUCAAAUAACAUUUUUUAGAACCAUUUCGUAUGCGCGUUUCGUCUCAUUGAAAAUAAACUAAGAAAACAGUUGAUAAACUGCCAAAAACA